Messenger RNA from Neodiprion fabricii, 2148 nucleotides. RefSeq names its product NADPH-dependent diflavin oxidoreductase 1. The transcript has 3 exons. Bases 353 to 2023 code for a protein of 556 amino acids. Gene Ontology annotation, cellular component: cytosol. NCBI's taxonomy places the organism in Eukaryota, Metazoa, Arthropoda, Insecta, Hymenoptera, Diprionidae. Gene Ontology annotation, molecular function: flavin adenine dinucleotide binding; FMN binding; NADPH-hemoprotein reductase activity. The record is from RefSeq and is a predicted model, not a curated record.
UUCCCUACUCGCGCGUCGUCUGCUGUUAUUUUUUGGUACAAAAUGAUGUCGCAAGAUUAAGCCAGUUGAAAACUUAACCCUAAAAAAUCGUCUUUUAAGUAGCUUGUCGUUCCCUCUUUGGUCGGUCCAUUUCAGUACUUAUAUAUGUCAUGAAUAAUAGGAAUUGUUAAAAUGACAUCGAAAAUUUUAAUAUUAUAUGGAAGUGAAACUGGAACGGCUCAGGACGUGGCAGAACAAAUUUGGAGAGAUGCCAAAAGGUUUAAUUCAUAUACUCUUAUGUCUGAUAGAAAAAACUCGAAUCGAAAUGUAACAUAGUACAAAUGUAGUUGGUGCAGACUGUUCUGUCAUUUCAAUGGACGAUUAUGAUAUAAAAAAUUUGAUUUCCGAACGAAUAGUUAUAUUCGUUGUUGCCACAGCUGGUCAAGGUGACCCACCUACAAACAUGAAAAAAUUUUGGCGCUUUUUAUUGCGGAAAAACUUACUGGCAAACUCGCUGCACAAUAUGUAUUAUGGAGUACUAGGACUGGGAGAUAGUUCCUAUGUCAAGUACAACUUUGCUGCGAAAAAAUUAAGUAAAAGACUAGCUCAGUUAGGUGGAACAGAGAUUCUAUCCAUUGGAUUGGCCGAUGAUCAACACGAUCUUGGUAUUGAUGCUGUCACAGUACCAUGGAUUGAACAAUUAUGGACUAAUUUAUCUACAUUAUUUGAUAUUCCUACAAGAAUCCCAAUGAGUGAUAAAAAUAACAUCAUCACCAAAUUUAAUGUCUCUCUCAUUGAUAAUUGCAGCUCUGUUACUGCAGAAGAUGCAUAUUCACGCAACGAUAUAUAUAGACAUGAAUUAUAUAUGAAUCAUGAUACCAUCAAAGUCGGCAGAGUUAUUGAAACGACUAGAAUGACUUCAAUCGAUCAUUUUCAGGAUGUUAGAUUACUGAAAUUUCAUGUCGAAAAUGCCAAGUAUGAGCCUGGGGAUGUGGUUUACCUGAGGCCAAAGAACUCUGCUGAAAAAGUACAACAGUUUUUUGAUGUGUUAAAAAAUAAUGGAGUUUUUUUACAUCAGAAUAUAACUGUCAUUGUAAGUCCUUCAGAAAUUCAAAUUCCUAAUAUAUUGAAGCAGAAAUUAACUCUGGGACAAAUUGUGGAACAAUAUUGGGAUUUGAAUUAUAAGCCAAGAAAAUAUGCAAUGGAGAUCUUGAGUCUAAUAACUGAAAGUGAGUUAGAAAAGGAGAAAUUAAUAGAAUUCACCACACCCAAUGGGCAAGAAGAAUUAUACAAUUAUGUUAAUAGGCCUAGACGAAAUAUUGUUGAAGUUCUAAAUGAUUUUCCAAAUGCCACAAAGAAUUUAAAUAUUCAAUUAUUAUUCGAGAUUAUGAGCCCAAUAAAACCAAGAGCAUUCAGCAUUGCAUCUAGCUUGAAACAUAUGCCAAAUGAAAUCGAUAUUUUAGUCGCUGUUGUGCGGUACAAAACAAAACUUGCCGAGCCUAGGCUGGGUUUGUGCUCAAAUUGGCUUGCCAGUUUGAACCUAGGAGACGAAACCACGCUUUGGGUUCAAAGAGGAACUUUUAACUUCAAUUACUCUAAACCGGCCAUUUUGAUUGGACCUGGCACUGGUAUUGCACCAUUCAGAGCAUUUCUAUUAGAAAAAAGAAUAAUGAAAAACGACUUAUCGGAUUGUCUGCUUUUCUUUGGAUGCAGGAACCAACUUAAGGAUUAUCAUUGUAAAAAAGAUUUCGAAUUGAUGAUAGAAAAUAACAAGUUGAAAAUGUUUUGUGCCUUCUCAAGGGAUCAUGAUCACAAAAUAUAUGUCCAGCACAAAAUACGCGAGCAUAGGAAUAUUUUUUGGCAAUUUCUUGCAAACGGGGCAAAUAUUUAUUUAGCUGGUAGCUCGAAGAAUAUGCCAGGCAACGUUAGAGAAGAAAUUGUCUCACUGGUGAAAAAAUUCGGUGAAUUAACAGAUGCUGAUGCUGAAAGUUAUGUUAGUAAAUUGGAGAAAACUGGACGCUAUCAAACAGAGACUUGGAGCUAGAAUCGUUAUCAUCGAAGAUUGGAUCAAACAAAAGUGUUGAUAAUAGAAAUCAUUAACUGAUGACUAUAGAUAAACCAUAUUUUGUAGAACUACCUACCUACCUUGAAAAUGUGAAACACAGAAUA